GUCUUUGGACUUUGACUUUGCAAGGCCUGUGUGUGUAAAUGUUAAGCUGCGUGAAGACAGAUCUCAUGUGGCACUGUGGCUCACACAGUAACUGGCACCAAGCUAAACUCCUGGUUCUGGAUCCAACAAAAACUGGGAAAUGUCCAUCAUGUCCACCCCUUUAUUCCUGACUGUGCUCUACCUCCUGUCGCUCAGCUCCACUUACUGCAGUGGGAGCAGGAUUCUAGUAGUGCCUGUUGACGGCAGCCACUGGAUCAACAUGAAGGUGAUCCUCCAAGAGCUGCAUGGCAGGGGCCACGAGAUCACAGUGCUGCGCUCUGCAAAGAGCUGGUACAUCCCUGCCAACUCUUCCAUUUAUACUUCUAUUGAUAUGCCCAUGCUGGAGGAUGAGUCAGACAAAAACUACUACAAUAAAAUGCUACAAGAUGGCAUGGAAUGUCGCAGGUGGCCUAGUUUUAUACGCACAUUCUGUCAACAAUACUUGAUAACCUCCAUGCUGUCAAUGGGCCAUGAAAUCCUGGCCAGAGCAACUGCUACUACGCUAGAAAACCCUGUGAUUAUGAAAACUUUACAGGAUGCUAAGUUUGACCUGAUGUUAACGGACCCUGCUCUGACUAUAGGAGUUCUACUAGGUAGUUACCUCAAGCUGCCGAUGGUUUUUAAUGUGCGCUGGAUUAAUAAUGGCGAGGGCCAUUUCACCAUAGCUCCUUCUCCUGUCUCCUAUAUUCCUGCUCCAGGAAGUGAACUUGGGGAUGAGAUGGAUUUUCUGGAAAGGACCAAGAACAUGUUACAUUAUGUCUAUAGUGCUGUGGAACAGCACUAUUUAAUUAACCCUGUCUACUCACAUCUGUUAAAGCGACACUUCCCUCCUGGAACUGAUUUGUUGUCUUUGCAGCUUGCAGCUGAUAUCUGGCUGCUGAGGACGGAUUUUGUCUUUGAGUUCCCUCGGCCCACUAUGCCUAAUGUGGUUUACAUAGGGGGGUUCCAGUGCAAAGAAGCCCAGCCUCUUCCUGCUGACCUUGAGGCAUUCAUGCAGAGUUCAGGGGAACACGGGGUGGUGGUCAUGUCUCUGGGAACAAUUAUUUCAGCCUUGCCUCGUGAACACACAGAGGCCAUUGCUGGGGCUUUUGCUCAACUCCCUCAGAAGGUGAUCUGGCGGUUCAUGGGUGAAAAGCCUUCAAAUCUGGGAAACAACACCCUGCUGGUGAGCUGGCUACCUCAGACCGAUCUCCUGGGACACCCCAAGACUCGUGCAUUUGUAGCCCAUGGAGGCACCAAUGGCAUGUACGAGGCCAUCUACCACGGCGUUCCUGUCCUGGGCUUGCCCCUCCUUUUUGAUCAGUUUGAUAACCUACUCCGGCUGAAAGUGCGUGGUGCAGCUCGCGUUGUGGAGCCCACAUCACUGACUGAGGAAGUAUUCUUGGAAGCUCUAAGGGACAUCCUUGAGAAUCCCUCUUACCGCAGUAACAUACAGCAUCUCUCCCAGCUGCACCGCGACCAACCAAUGUCCCCUAUGGACACCGCCAUCUUCUGGAUUGAGUAUGUCAUCAGGAACAAAGCAGCAGCCCAUCUGCGGUCAGCAGGUUUUAGUCUUCCUUGGUAUUCCUACUUUUGCUUGGAUGUGGCUGCUUUUAUUAUGGCCAUAAUUGGAACAUUCAUCUGGGCUGCAGUCCUAGUUUGUAGGAUUCUCUGCUGCCGGAGGUCCAGGAGAAAGACAAAAGCAGAGUAACUGAUCCAAACAUUACUUAUUCUUAGCACCCAACUAAUCAAUGUCUAAUGGAAACACUACUCCUAUUACUAUUUACAAUAAUUUCUACCUCAUAUUCUAACUUUUCCUCAAACAAGUUCUUUUGAUAUCCAUUGUUGUGAAAUCUUUAGUUAAGACCAUUAAGUGAUAGCAACAAUUUUGCUGUUGCAGAAUGACAAAGUGAAGAGACCUAAAGAAAAUAUGUCAGUUUUGGGGAACAUCUCUUGUCAUUUAGUCCUGCAUUCUUCAUAUUUUGACAUCAUUAAUGAAACGACUUUCUAAAGGUUGCAGAUAUUUAAAUUGCAGGGAUGCAGCAGGGAUCAUUUCACUGUUGAUUGAGUUGCCAAUUGACAUUAAAAAACACAUUUACCGCGAACUGUACGUCUAAACAGAUGCUAAUUGUUGAGAAUGUUGAAUUGAGUGAGUUGUUUUGAAAUGUUUAUUUCUAACAAUUAGAUAAUAACAAUGCAUCGGGAUAGAUGCAGGAAAGAUAGUUUAUGCCUUACCCCGGAAAAAACUAUAUACUGAAAAUCCAUGUAUAGUAUUGUUAGCUUUUAAAAUCAUGAUGAAAUGUUAUGUAGUUGUUUCGUUCCAUUUUCGGAAUUGGGUACAAUUCCUGUUGCUUUCCUUACACUAGAUUUUUUCUGGGGAAUCAGCAAAAUUUUAAAUGUCAAAAAAGUCUUUCAUGUCUUUGGUGUAGUUAGUGAUUGCUAGGAAUAUGUAACUAUAACAUGUCAUGUAUAAUUUGCAGAACUCUUUCAACCUAGUACUUGGCUCCAUGCCAAUGUUUCUAUGUGCAUACAAUAUGCACAACAUGAAUAUAAAGAGCCAGAAACAGAGAGAUUCCUGUGGUAUGUAGCAAGCUUUCUACAGGAACACCCUAUCAUGUUGACCCCUGUGCCAAGAACUUCUCUGGGACUUUCAUACUUGGUGCCAAGAGUCUGAUGUCUAGGCACCAUACAGUUUGAUACCUGCACCCUGAAGACCUUUAUGCAGACCCCUCGGGUGCUUAUUGUGGUAGUACAUUCUCAGGGGACUUCUUAAUUUACUAACUCUUGCAUAUUUUAAUAAAUCAAAGAUUUGUGAAAUUAUAAAGGAAACAAAGUGAAUGAUUGGACCCUCCUCCUUUUGAAAUCCUGUCGUAAAAAUACUGACUAACACCUAUUGUUUCAAUAAACCCAUUCUUCACUCAAA
Mugil cephalus (flathead mullet) is the source of this 2941-nucleotide messenger RNA. RefSeq names its product UDP glucuronosyltransferase 5 family, polypeptide G1 (gene ugt5g1). The coding region runs from base 140 to 1729 and encodes 529 amino acids. The record is from RefSeq and is a predicted model, not a curated record. The transcript is spliced from 2 exons. Lineage: Eukaryota; Metazoa; Chordata; Actinopteri; Mugiliformes; Mugilidae. Gene Ontology annotation, molecular function: UDP-glycosyltransferase activity.